Mya arenaria is the source of this 10224-nucleotide messenger RNA. Its product is annotated as VWFA and cache domain-containing protein 1-like. Gene Ontology annotation, molecular function: voltage-gated calcium channel activity. The record is from RefSeq and is a predicted model, not a curated record. Bases 196 to 4155 code for a protein of 1319 amino acids. Gene Ontology annotation, cellular component: voltage-gated calcium channel complex. Lineage: Eukaryota; Metazoa; Mollusca; Bivalvia; Myida; Myidae. The transcript has 26 exons.
UGCAAAUUGGGUCGGCCGCUUUUCUGUGUACAAAAGUUUGCAUAAAAUUUAAAUCAAUUUUGUGAUAAACAUAUAUGAGUUUUGUAUUGGUUUAAUAACUUGCAUCAUUGUUAAAUGUUAGAUUGUGAUAAUUAGCUCGAUCAUAUGUUAAAAAAAGUAAUUAAAAUGAAAAUUAAAUUGGAGUAUUGACCCAAAAUGGCGACAAGUAUGGGUCACUCUUUUUCAUUGUUUUGUUUGUUGUUUUUACUUUCCUUGAUGUGUUUUGUUCAUUGUGGAAAUGCUGGUGGAUUAAAUCUGAAACAGCUACAAGAUGGAGAAAGUUUGACGAAGUUGUAUGCUAUUGAUGGCUAUUUUACGGACCAAGAACAGGAAAAAGUGGAACCGUUUGGGGGAAUAUCCAUUAAAACUGAAGCCAAAAAAUUGGCAGCUACUUUACGAUGGAUAAGCAAUGAAGAAGUUGGAUAUAUAAAGAUGCAGACGUUAUAUGACAAACUGCCAUAUCGAAGUCAACCUGCGGACUAUCGAAAUACACUUAAAGAUAUGACUGAGCGAGUAAAACAGAGGUUCCGAGAUUACCUGCAGAUUGUGAAAACGAACAAAAUCAUUGUGCAGAACUUGUAUCGAUUCCACACGAAACAGCCCAUCACUCGACAGUUUGACUGCUGUCAUUUGAACGCUACUGAUCUCAGGUCCGACAAGGAGUACCGGUGUCAGAUCACGCGACAAACGACCUGUGACCUGCUGCCAUACUACGUGCCCACCGGAUCAUUCAACCCUGGAAGAAACCUCACAGAAGUUUGGAAGAGCAACAUGAAGUUCUUCCCAAGUCUAAAGUGGCAGUACUUCAUUUCCAUCGAUGGAGUACACAACGAGUACCCAGGGAGUACCUUCCAGUGGGGCAACUGUCCGACCAUGCAUGAUGUCAGGCACAGGGAUGUGUAUGUGUCAACACUCCAACCACAGUCGAAGCACGUUGUAAUUCUGAUUGAUCAUGGCAUAUCGCUGAGCCCGUCCCAGAUGCGUACGGCAAAGAGCAUCGCCCGGAAUCUCAUCAUGUCAUUCUCUGAGGAAGAUCGGAUUGCUGUUGUUGGGUUGGCCUCGGACGUUACCUACGCCCGUGAUGACAACUGCGUGAAAAACAGCCUCGUUCCCAUGACGAUGGAAUCCAAAUUCUUCUUCUCACGAUUCAUUGAUAACCUUAUAAAGGAAGAUGUUGCAACGAACCAUUCUCUGGGGUUCCAGCGUGCAUUUAAGAUGAUCGGCUCAUCUCUUCAACAGUUCAAUAAAGAAGAGGGCAUGGUAAUCUACAUCAGUCGCGGCCUGCUGUCUUCUCUGACAGAUGCUAAAGACGUCAUGUCGACCAUCGCCUACUACAACGGCCGAAUGGACAACAGGAUUAUCAUCAACACAUUUGCGGUCAUUGAUAAUGACAAGCCGAUCAUGUACGAGAAGCAGUUCCUACAGGACAUUGCCAUACAGAACUACACCAAGUACAAGGUUAUCUCCCGCAGCAAGUCUCCUGUCAGGGCUGGUAUGAUGGUGGCUGUUAAUGAUACACGGGACCUCAGUCUGAUGGUGGGCCGCUUCUACACCCCAUUCAACAAAACCACGCCCGAGGACGCCAUCUUUUCCUUGCCUUACAUCGACGUAGCUGAUGGAGCUUUGACAAUGAGCAUCAGUAUGGCGUGCCUGAACAACAAGCGGCCAAUCGGGGUUAGCGGUGUGGACCUCCAUAUGGAAGAUCUUGUACAGGAUAUCACAUACUUUAACCAGGCCGAUGAUUCCUAUGCCUUCAUGAUCAACACACAUGGUUACACUAUCAUGCAUCCAACCUUCACUCGACCAGUCAAAACCAACAUCCAGCCCAUGCACACUGACAUCUGGCACUUUGAGAAUGUACCGGGGUUCGAGGAAGUACGAAGCAACAUGUUGCGUCGCCCCGAGGGGGAGCAGACAAUGUAUGUGACGCAAACGUACAACCGAUCAGGAUCACUCGUGUCACAAAACGUUUUCCAUGCCAAUUACAUUUGGAAAAGGGUUGAAGAUACACCAUUCAUUGUGGCCAUCAAGAUUCUGCAGGAGCAGGACUCUGUCAAGCAUCUCGACAACCAUGUGAGCCUACCCAACAUGGUAUACCACAGAAUAGACAUUCUACAGGCCAACCAUCUGUGUAUGCACCUUAAACAACUGGCUACUGUAGAUGCCAGUACAGUGUUCCUGUCAGCCAACAGUUUUGUGCAGCCGUUUGAACACCUUAACCAAGGAGUAAAUAAGCGCAUGGUCCAAAGCUAUGUAGCCUAUCUUUCUGAUGAUACAAGGCUUAUCAGCAAUCCUGGCUUUAAGGAGACAGUCAGGAAUGAUGUAGCAGCCACUGCUGGGAUAGAGAAGGUUUGGAUGCAGAGGUUCAAGGUCAGUGACAUGAGGAACUACGUGGUGCGACGUUACGUGACCACACCCAGUGGUGUGUUCCGGUCCUACCCAGGGGCACUAUUCCAUGAGACGUAUGACCCUACUAAGCAACCAUGGUAUGAGAGAGCCAUGGAAAGUCCGGGCAUGGUAUGCUUGACCGCCCCGUAUCUUGAUGUGGGUGGGGCAGGGUACAUCGUAACCAUCAGUCACUCCGUCUAUGAAGGACACCCUCAGUCCCUGCACAGUACAGCAGACAAGCUUGUCGCAGUUAUGGGUAUGGACGUCACCCUGGGCUACUUCUACAAGAUGGUGCUCGACCACAUCUCCAUUUGUAAGGCCCAUGGUAUGAGGUGUUUUCUCAUCAACGACGAUGGAUACAUGGUCGCCCAUCCAUCGCUUAUUGAGCCCGAUGGUCGAGGGCCAGUAGAGGAACAGCAUGUCACUCAUAAGGAGCCCCUUGUAGCUAAUGACAUCCUCAAUCAUCGACACUUUGUCCACAAGCAGCUAUGUAACCGCUAUAACGACCGCACCAUACAGAGGUUCUACACAUUCAACACAAGCCUGGAUGAAGUGUUGACGAAUCUUGUACAUGGAGAACACUGCGCCAGGUACCAGAUUGUAGCUGUGCCGGGUACCAACCUCUUCCUGGGAAUGAUCAACCAGACCUGUGACAUCGCUUCAGCCUUCUGUCCCUGCAGCAUGGUUGACCGUCUAUGCCUGAAUUGUAACCGUAUGGGCCAGGUGGAGUGUGAGUGUCCGUGUGAAUGUCCUCUAGCCAUGGACUUCUGUAAUGGGGACCUACUCAAGUCAGAGGAUAUGAACCCAAGUUGUUCACGCGCCCUGGAGCGGGAGGAACUAGCGCCAGUUAGCCUGGGGCUUACAACAGGGCUCGGCCAGUGUCAGAACAUCGACUGCGACAGCAAAACCACACAUUUGGAUUGCCUGGGGGUACUUGGAUGUGAGUGGUGCCAGGUUAAGUCUGGAGAGGGCUACACAAAGGAAGGGGUGGAGAUUCAUAAACCUCUGCCUCGCCCAUUUUGUGCCGCCCAGGCGACAUGUUUUGGUGGUGUUGUUGGAGCUCCCACUCCCUAUGGGGACAGGGCUAUUUUAACAAUAGACGCCGAUGAAGAGCCGGAAACCAAGAGCGCGCCUGUGGGUCCCGUCGCUGGCGGAAUCAUGGGCUGUUUUCUCAUGCUAGCCCUGGCUGUGUACUGCUACAGGCAUCGAGUCCACAGAAACUCCCUUCAGUGCAUGGAUACACUGCCAGAAAAUCCGAACAGGAAUUCACAGUUUUACGAGACUGAUGAUAUCGAUCCCAUUGAGGAUAAUAAUGGUCACACCAAUUUUGUGUUGGCGACAUUUGAAAACCCAGCCAGUAUUUCUCCGUACCGGGUAAACACAUCAUACCGUCGCCCCGCAGGUGGCGAUAGCGAUCACGGAUAUAGCACCAUGACGCCGCAUGAUGACAGCGAACACGCUAGCCUUCCGUGUCUCGAACCAUUAAUUGCUGGAAAAGACCGCUAUAAACCUGGCGUCCAUACGCCAUCAAAAACACCAAUAAUACCGCCGCCACCUAGCGUGGCAAGUAGGCGGAGUCGAAGCCCGACCCCUCCUCAAACAAGAAUUUCUGGCUAUCAGCCAAUCAUGGAACAGACUGACCCCUCACAGACUGUUUUAGACAUACAAAGUGAACACCCUCAUAAUAUAUUAGCCAAUGUGCAAGUACACAUGGUUGACUCGCACUGAUUUGUGCUACAGUGCGAGUUAAUAUUAUUUUGUGCCAAUAUAUUUCUAAUUGUACAAAGUUGAGGAUGUUGAAUGUGGGUAAUGAUAUUUUGACAUACAUGUGUAAUACUGCACAGCAUCCCUCAUGACAAGGAUACCUCCGGCGACCUUGAGAAUAAAGUUAUUGAGUUGUUCAUGGAUGUUUAUCAAAUUUGGCCAGACACUUCUGUAAGUGCUGUUUGAGUGUUAGAUUAUAUCAGUUACUGAUUUUAAACUGUGAAGAAUCCAUGGCAUGACAUGGAAUGACAUGGUGGACAUACUUGUAUAUUCAUGUGGAAAUAAGGACAAUUUCUGAGCAUCAGAAUUGUUGUAAAAUUUAACAAGAUUGAUUACAUUCAACAAAAUUUGCAAUCUUGAAUAAUUUUAGAAACUAAAAGAAAUAAGAUUGAACCUCAAUUUAUAUGGCAUCUUGUACUCCAGGGCAUUCACUGAUACACCCUGGCCAGGUAUUUAUUGUUACUGGGUUUUUAUGUACAUGUCACAGUAUGUUUCAUGUUGUGUUACAGAUUUGUUUUGUGAUAAAGUGUUUUGUCUUGCCGAUGUAUAUAUGUGGAUUUCAGGGAGAUCUGACUACAUUCACUUUUUGUUUUAUACCAGGUUAUUUUUUAGUUUGAAAAUGGAAUCAAAAAUGGCAAUUCACAUUUGCUUACAGUUUUUUUCUUUGUCCAAGAAAUCAUCGUUAAUCAUUUACCGGUAAUCAUUAAAAAAACAUACAUUUUAUUAACAGGGUAAUGGUACUGUGUACUAGUGACUUAUCUCAUUGCUUAAUUCCAUCAUUUUGUUGAUAUUAUGUUUCUACUGUAUUUUUGUUAACUUUCAUUUUUUUAUUUAAAUUCUUAAGUGUGAAAUUAAUGGUAAGAUUAAUUGUACUAACAUGAUCUGAAUUUACAUUUAAAUGAUUUCUCACAGUUUCAGAAUUAUAGGGCUUCAUUUUUUUAUCAUCAACAACUUUAUGAGGGUGAUUUCUGUUGGUGUAAGUCUCCAAAUCUCCUACAGUGGGUCGUGGGUUCAAGUCCCAAUAUAUCCUUCUGUGCAGGAUAUCUCUUAGCGGACACCUGUAAUUGUUUCUACCCAGGGAAUGGAAUUUAGCAUGUUAGUAUAUGUUUUGGCUGUUUCUUCCCUAAAAAUGAAAUUGAGCGUGAUUUUAGAUGCUUUAGGCUGUUUCUUCCCUAAAAAUGAAAUUGAGCGUGAUUGUAGACGCUUUAGGCUGUUUCUUCCCUAAAAUUGAUAUUGAGCGUGAUUGUAUACGCUAUAGUCAAUGGGCUGUUUCUUCCCUAAAAAAUGAAAUUGAGCAUGAUUGUAGACGUUUUCAGCUGUUCCUUCCCUAAAAAAUGAAAUUUAGUGUGAUUGUAUUCGCUAUGAGCUUUUGUCACAAGUUAAAAUUUUGUAAAAGAAACUUCAUAACAACUUCUGUAUAAUUACCCUUAUAAAGUUGUUGCAUCAUUUUUAAUCACUUUUCCAGGAAGCAAAAAACCCAAUUACCUCAUUUUCCCAUGCAAAUGGUGAUUUGUCUCUUAUAUUUUGUUGUGUGUAUGUUUUAAAAGACUUAGCCCCGAUUUCUCAAAUAGCUUAAUUUUAAUAGCUAAAUAUUUUAGCAUUCACUAAUCAUUUAAUAUUUUUGGAAUAUUGCUUAAACUUGAUUUUACAAAACAAAAAUUUGUUGAUCGUGACAAUCUUUUACAUAAUUUAUGUAAUAUAAUACUUUCCUUUAAAGGGGAAAAUUACAAAAAUUUAUACCAAAACAAAAAAGUGUAUCGCUUGAUCCCGUUAUAAGGACCGCAAGGUUGUUCGAGAAAUUGGGGCCUGGUGUUUGUUUGCAUUGAGAAGCAACUCAUUAGUUUGUAAUGAUAAUGUAAAUGGCUUCAAUACUUGUAAAGGUAUUCUAAAUUUUGUUAAAAUACCAUGAUAUGAUCUUAUUUAUGUUUUAUAAAACUGAACAAAAUAAUGAGUAUUUUACAUUUGAUUGUAAAUGGCUUCAAAACUUAUAAAAGUAUAAACUUCUUAACAUAUUUUAAUUUUGUUAAAUAAGCAUGAUAUGAUCUUAUUUGUGUUUCAUAAAACUGAACAAAAAUAUGAGUAUUUUACAUUUGAUUUGGUUGUACAUGUAUAUGUAAAAGUAUUUUAUUCUGUUAAAUAUUAUUUCAAGAGAAUAGAUCUGAAUUUUAUUGUUUUAGUGAUAAAUUCUAAUGUUUAAAAUAAGCAAAAGAGUUAAUGUAUAACAUUUAUAUAACAUAUUUACAUCCUUUUGCUUGUCUAGAUUUUUAUGGUUCUUUAUGGGUUAUAUUUUGGCAUUAUGCAAAAGGAUUUGUUAAGAGAUUGCUAAAGUUAACAACGCUGUUGCUGAUAAUUGGUCGACUGUGCAGAACUUUGCUAAAGUUAACAACGCUGUUGCUGAUAAUUGGUCGACUGUGCAGAACUUCUUAAAGUUAACAACGCUGUUGCUGAUAAUUGGUCGACUGUGCAGAACUUUGUUGAAGUUAACAACGCUCGCGCUGAUAUUGGGCCGAUUGUUCAGAACUUUGUUGAAGUUAACAACGCUUUUAAUGGCAUUGUUGUUAACUGUAAAAGGUGUUAUGAUGUGCUAAUAUACUUGCAUACAACAAGUACAGAUGAAACAGCUUUGUCAGAUCUUGUUAAAAAACUGCGGGUCACAAGUGUAUCCUUAAAAUUUCCAGUGCUGUAACAAUUUUUCAGUUAACAACGAAGACAUUAACAACAUUGAUAACUUUAACAAAGUUCUGAACAAUCGGUCCAUUGUUGUUAACUUCUAUGCCUUGACUGCAAUGGAAUUUUCAUAUAUACACAUGUGAUCAGCAGUAUUUCCAACAUGAUUUUAGACAAUUGUUUUAGCUGUACUUGUUUAAAAUAUAUCAGCACAUCUAAUAAGAUUUCAUUUUAAAAGUUAACGAAGAUGUCAUUAAUCUUGUUGUUAACUUUAACAAAGUUCUGAACAUCAGCACAUUAUUUAUGAGGAAACAAUGGGUAUAAAUGAUGAUCAAAUUUGCUCAUUUAUUUGUAAAUUUCGUAGGGGCAUCAUAGAUACAUUAAAACAUCUGUGUCAUAUGUAAUGUAGUAGAUAUUUGGUCAAGUCCAGUUUUUUAAAGGGUGUAGAAAUAUUUUGUGUAAGUAAAUUGUGACUUAAUCUUAAUUUAAGGAAACUUGAUUGUUGUUUCACCAUGUUUUGGCAACUUCUGCCUCGUACUAUUUGUGAAAUGUUGGCUUAAUUUUAAUUGUGGUACAGAAAGAUUUAAUCUUACAUUUCAGUUUCAAUCAACUCUGCAAUAGUUUUGUUCGACUUUUUUCAGCUGAAACAACAACAGUUUAACAUAUAUUAGAUUUUGUACAUGUAGUUUUCUACGUCUGAUUUAAAGCCAAAGCACUUAUGAUCACAGAUUAAAGUUAACUUUCAGCAAAGCUGAGCCUUAUAUUUGAGUGCUAUUUUUUACUUAUUGUGCAUAGCAUUUUGUAAAUAUUGACUGUUCUGCUGCAGUGAAUAGUAUUUAAUUUAUUGUAUCAAACGCAAUACUUAGUAGUCUUACUCUGUCAAACAGUGUUUUGAUUUACCAAAUAGUAAGAUGACAUGAAGUAAAUUCUAAAUGGAUAAGAAUGGGCGGAUUGAGCCCUUCUUAUUCAUUCAGAAAUCACUUCAGGUAAUCUUACUGACUUAGAAUACAACCUCAUUGGCUGAUUCAUCGACAAAGCAAAAUCUGACGUAGGUAGUGUUUAUUGGAUGAGUGGCAGUAGGCGGACCUUUAAUCACCCCAAAUAGUGAAAUUCUUAAUGAUAAAGUCUUGUACUUAAUGAUUGCCUAUCUGCAAUUUCAUUGGCUUUAAAUGUAGGUUGUAUUCUAAAUUUAAUUUUGACCUACCUAAAUGUGAAUCCUCUGUUCAUUUUUUUAAAUCAGAACAUUAAUUUAUCUCUAACACUGUGUAAAAUAAUUCUGUUUGGAUCUGUGUUUAAAAUAUUUGUAUAAAAAAGCAACAUUUUACUUAACCCACAAUCGUGAUCACAAUGUCAAAACUGUAAAAAAAAAAAUCUCUUUUGAUUGUAUAUUUAUUAAAAAAAUAGCUUGAUGUCUUUGUUCUUCAAAAAUCUUAACCUUGGACAUUAAAGAUAUUCAAAUGAAACUUGUAACACAUGUUGCCAGUGACAAUACGCCUAUGUUAAGCAAGACCAAUAGCUCUGGCUUAAAUGACCCUUUCGUAAUCGAAUGGAAAACGCAAGCGAAAAGCUUUGGUGUAGCUUUAUGGGGCUAUUAUUCUACAGUUACAUGUCACUUGUAAAGAAAAUCAAAAAAAUCUGUAUUGUUCUAUGUUAAAGACUUUGUCUGAAAACAACAACACUUUGAUUAACUCAGUUAAUCCAUAUGUUACGGUUAAAAAACUUAAAUUCCUAUACUUUUACAGUAUAUUAUAAAAAAAAAACAUUUUGCAUAUUUUUUCCAACUUUUUAAUAUUGUUAUAGAUUGAUUUUAAUAUCGUUACAGAUUGAUUCUUUUUAAAGUGUUGUGACUUUUAUUUUUUUUAUGUUCAUAAACAUGCUGUUCUUUUAUUUUACUUUUAUCAAUUGUAUAAAAAGAGUUAUUACAUUAAAAUCAUUUUGCAAUAUCACCAUGUUCUUCCCACUUUAACCAUAUUUGUUGUUGUGAUGCAGAUUAUUUAUAUAUAUAUAUAUAUUAUGCACACUUUGUUCCUUGAGGGAACGGAGCCCUGAUGUGUAUCUGGUCGUUCCUUGAAGGAACAAAAGCCUUGAUGUGUAUCUGGUUGUUCCUUGAGGGAACGGAGCCCUGAUGUGUAUCUGGUUGUUCCUUGAAGGAACAAAAGCCUUGAUGUGUAUCUGGUUGUUCCUUGAGGGAAUGUCAAGCCUUGAUGUGUAUCUGGUUGCUCCUUGAGGGAUCGAAGCCCUGAUGUGUAUCUGGUUGUUCCUUGAAGGAACAAAAGCCUUGAUGUGUAUCUGGUUGUUCCUUGAGGGAAUGUCAAGCCUUGAUGUGUAUCUGGUUGUUCCUUGGGGGAACAUCAAGCCAUGAUGUGUAUCUGGUUGUUCCUUGAGGGAACUAAGCCUUGGUGUGUAUCUGGUUGUUCCUAGAGGGAAUAAAGCCUUGAUGUGUACCUGGUUGUUCCUUGAGGGAAUGUCAAGCCUUGAUGUGUAUCUGGUUGUUCCUUGAGGGAACAACGACUUGAUGUGUAUCUGGUUGUUCCUUGAGGGAAUGUCAAGCCUUGAUGUGUAUCUGGUUGUUCCUUGAGGGAACAAAGACUUGAUGUGUAUCUGGUUGUUCCUUGAGGGAAUGUCAAGCCUUGAUGUGUAUCUGGUUGUUCCUUGAGGGAACAAAGACUUGAUGUGUAUCUGGUUGUUCCUUGAGGGAAUGUCAAGCCUUGAUGUGUAUCUGGUUGUUCCUUGGGGGAACAAAAGCCUUGAUGUGUAUCUGGUUGUUCCUUGAGGGAAUGUCAAGCCUUGAUGUGUAUCUGGUUGUUCCUUGGGGGAAUGUCAAGCCUUGAUGUGUAUCUGCUUGUUCCUUGAGGGAAUAAAGCCUUGAUGUGUAUCUGGUUGUUCCUUGAGGGAAUAUCAAGCCUUGAUGUGUAUCUGGUGGUUCCUUGAGGGAAUAAAGCCUUGAUGUGUAUCUGGUUGUUCCUUGAGGGAAUGUCAAGCCUUGAUGUGUAUCUGGUUGUUCCUUGAGGGAACAAAGACUUGAUGUGUAUCUGGUUGUUCCUUGAGGGAAUGUCAAGCCUUGAUUUGUAUCUGGUUGCUCCUUGAGGGAACAAAGACUUGAUGUGUAUCUGGUUGUUCCUUGAGGGAAUGUCAAGCCUUGAUGUGUAUAUGGUUGUUCCUUGAGGGAACAAAGACUUGAUGUGUAUCUGGUUGUUCCUUGAAGGAAUGUCAAGCCUUGAUGUGUAUCUGGUUGUUCCUUGAGGGAACAAAGAAUUGUUGUGUAUCUGGUUGUUCCUUGAGGGAAUGUCAAGCCUUGAUAUAUAUCUGGUAUUUGUAAGUACAUGUACCAUUUAAAUUUGAAAAAUAAAAGGUAUAUCAAUAUUG